UGUAGCAUCAAGAUCAAGAUCAAGAUGGUCGACAGAAUGGUGGCAAUAGGGAGCGGAACUCUCACUGCUUAAAGUGGACAAUAGUGCAAUGGGUGACAAGGUUGAUAUAACAGCUCAUCCUCCUCUCGUAGAGGCUGAGCUAACCUCGCUGAAAGCAUUGUCCUUCAGAGACUAUCUUAAGUCAGAGCUGCGGCGUGGAUACCUCCUUGAAAAUGAUGAGGAGAGAUAUACAGCACGACGGGAGAAGGUUUAUACGUUCUUCAAAAUUCCAAGAGAGAUUGAGAAGUUUGUUGCUUAUGGCUUCUUCCAGUGUGCUGACUCCUUCUUCUUUGUCUUCACUUUCCUGCCUGUCAGAUUCACCUUGGCCAUCUGGUCUCUGUUGACUCGUCCCUUCAGAAAGGUGUUUGGAUUGUACUUCAGCAAAAACAGGAGGAUAUUGAAACCAGCAGAAAUUGUUGACUUGUUAAAGGGUGUAAUGGUGCUGGUGUGUUGUUACCUGAUGGGAUACAUAGACACAUCUGUCUGCUAUCACAUUAUCAAGACUCAAUCAACCAUAAAGCUUUACCUGUUCUUCAACAUGCUGGAGAUUGCAGAUCGGCUUAUGUCGGCAUUUGGUCAGGACACUUUGGAUGCUCUGUUUUGGACAGCCACAGAACCUCGUGGCAGGAAGCGUGAACAUUUUGGGGUACUGUUUCACCUUCUUGUCGCCAUUGCCUAUGUGGCUCUACAUUCUACCAUUGUGUUGCUGCAGGCUCUCACCCUUAAUGUGGCCAUCAACUCUGACAACAAAGGCCUUCUGACCAUUGUCAUCUCUAAUAAUUUUGUGGAACUGAAAGGUGCAGUUUUCAAAAAAUUUGACCGGAAUAACUUACUGCAAAUUUCCUGCAGUGAUGUCCGUGAGAGGUUCCACAACUGUGUGCUCUUGUUGGUAGUGGUUAUCCAAACUAUGAAAGAAUAUGCCUGGAAGGAGGAGAGAUUAUGGAUCCUGCUGCCAGACUGUCUGUUAGUCUGUGGAACAGAAAUCCUUGUGGACUGGCUUAAACAUGCAUUUAUUACAAGGUUCAAUGACAUUCCAGCUGAUGCAUACAAAGACUACACAGUUCUUCUUGCAUCAGAUCUCAUCAUGUGCAAACAGAAAUAUGCAUACUCGGACCACAGCGAUCUGGUGGCAAGACGCAUGGGCUUCAUCCCCCUGCCACUUGGAGUUGUCAUGUACCGCAUUCUGAGUCAGUCCAUUCGUCUUACUAGUCCUGCUUCUUAUCUUGUCUUGGGAGUUGGCUUCCUGUGUCUUCUCUCCUUCAGGGUCUUGAAUGGAAUCAUCAUCUUGGGUAAAGCAUGUGAUCUCAUAGAAUCUGCUGAGAGGCGCCGUGCAAGAAAUGAAUCAACAUCUGAGAUCACAGAGAAGAAAUCUAGCAAUACUUGUGAAAAAACCUCUACAUUAUCAGUCAGCUCCAAAAAAACUAUGAAGGUUGAGGUGGCAACAAGCCCCAUUAGAGGCUGGAGCAUGCCACCACCAACAACCUCUUCUAGCGAAAGAAUGCCAUCCAAAACACAUUCCCUUGAAGUUUUUACUCCAGCCUCUGCAUCUGCAUCUAUAGUUUCCACUCCAUCAACGUCAGAACCUCCUGCCAGAAGUGACUCCCUUGAUUUUUUGGUAGAAUCAAAGAAAGGGCUUAUGGCCAAUAGUAUGGUCAAUCUUUCUAGUGUGGGCAUUAAUGAAGGUCCCUUUACCAAUGAUGCCUCAAGGCAGUAUCGAUUACAGCAUUCUCUGGAAAGUAUUAUCUCAGUAGACAAUACAGAUGUGGGUGAACCCACUGGUGAGCAUCAGUCUUCUUCAUCCUCCCCAUGUGCAUCACUUAAGUUGAUGAAUCAAGAUGAACAGGCAGAGCGCAUCCAGACAGUAUCUUUAGUUGCAAAUGUCUCACCUGAAGGAGAAGACAUUGGGAAAGAAUGUGGUGUAUUAGAGAAUGUAUCAAGUGAGGUUCGAAAAUUUAAGAGACAUCCUUUUGUUUCCUGUGACUCAAUAAGGUACAGGGGCUCUACAGAUGGUGAUAUACUGUGAUUUUUCCAUACCUAAUAUAUUCUUUGUAAGUAUUGUAUAUGUAAAUGUAGAGUAGUUUUUGAAAGACAUUGCACUACAAUAUUUCAGGAACAUAAUAAGGAAUAUUAGACAUUUUCUAAUAUUUAGAGUUCCAUGACAAAAUUAGCAUGUGCAGUAUUGUAAAAUAUGAAGAGUAAUAUAUAUUAAAUUUAUACCUGUUGUCAAUGAAUGAAUAGGCUUAAAUAUGA
Messenger RNA from Portunus trituberculatus (swimming crab), 2289 nucleotides. Its product is annotated as transmembrane anterior posterior transformation protein 1 homolog. Gene Ontology annotation, cellular component: ciliary basal body; endoplasmic reticulum membrane. The coding region runs from base 89 to 2062 and encodes 657 amino acids. Lineage: Eukaryota; Metazoa; Arthropoda; Malacostraca; Decapoda; Portunidae. Gene Ontology annotation, biological process: maintenance of protein localization in endoplasmic reticulum; positive regulation of cilium assembly. The record is from RefSeq and is a predicted model, not a curated record. The transcript has 9 exons.